CCCCCCGCCCGCUGGCUGUCAGUGCGGUGGCUGCGCCGGGAAACAUGGCGUCGGAGGGGAUGAUUUUAACUAACCACGACCACCAAAUCCGCGUCGGGGUCCUCACAGUGAGUGACAGUUGCUUCAGGAACCUUGCCGAGGAUCGUAGUGGGAUAAACCUUAAAGAUCUGGUCCAAGACCCUUCUUUGUUGGGUGGGACUAUAUCUGCAUACAAGAUAGUGCCAGACGAAAUAGAAGAAAUCAAGGAGACGCUGAUAGACUGGUGUGAUGAGAAGGAACUUAAUUUGAUUUUAACAACCGGAGGAACAGGGUUUGCACCACGAGAUGUCACUCCAGAGAAAUUCCCAACAUUCCCAUUAUGUGGGCUCCAGAGAGGGGCCACUAAAGAAGUAAUAGAGCGAGAAGCCCCAGGGAUGGCCCUGGCAAUGCUGAUGGGAUCACUUAAUGUUACUCCUCUGGGCAUGCUCUCUAGACCUGUGUGUGGAAUCAGAGGGAAAACUCUCAUAAUUAAUCUGCCAGGUAGCAAGAAAGGGUCACAGGAAUGCUUUCAGUUUAUACUGCCAGCCCUACCUCAUGCCAUUGAUCUUUUGCGGGAUGCCAUUGUAAAAGUAAAGGAGGUGCACGAUGAGCUUGAAGAUCUACCUUCACCACCACCUCCUCUUUCUCCUCCUCCAACCACCAGCCCUCACAAGCAGACAGAAGACAAAGGAGUGCAGUGUGAGGAAGAGGAGGAAGAGAAGAAGGAUAGUGGAGUUGCCUCAACAGAGGACAGUUCUUCUUCACAUAUAACAGCAGCAGCCAUUGCAGCUAAGAAGCAUCCAUCCUACACCAGUUCAGCUGUUAUCAUGGCAAAAGGUGAACAGCCCAUCCCUGGUCUCAUCAGUUAUUGCCAUCACGCAGCAGGCAGUGCAGAAGAACCGAUUCCAGAUUCCAUCAUCUCUCGUGGUGUUCAGGUGCUUCCACGUGAUACAGCCUCCCUCAGUACUACUCCUUCAGAAUCUCCUCGUGCCCAGGCCACCUCUCGUCUCUCCACUGCAUCCUGCCCAACACCAAAACAAAUUAGACGGCCGGAUGAAAGCAAAGGAGUUGCUAGUAGAGUUGGAUCCCUCAAAGCUCGGCUCCCUUCGUGCUCAUCCACCUAUAGUGUUUCUGAGCUCCACUAUAGGUUGGAAGGGCUUAAAGAUGAACUGAGGAGGAAUAGAGGCUACAACUCGAGAGUCCAGUCUAGGUGCAGCAGCAAAGAGAACAUCCUCAGAGCAAGUCACAGUGCUGUUGACAUUACCAAGGUAGCAAGAAGACACCGCAUGUCUCCGUUCCCAUUGACGUCUAUGGACAAAGCCUUCAUCACAGUUCUGGAGAUGACCCCAGUGCUUGGAACAGAAAUCAUCAAUUACAGAGAUGGAAUGGGCAGAGUCCUUGCUCAAGAUGUAUAUGCAAAAGAUAAUCUACCACCAUUUCCAGCAUCAGUAAAAGAUGGCUAUGCUGUCAGAGCUGCUGAUGGCCCAGGAGAUCGAUUCAUCAUAGGAGAAUCCCAGGCUGGUGAGCAGCCAACUCAGACUGUGAUGCCUGGUCAGGUAAUGCGCGUUACAACUGGUGCUCCGAUUCCAUGUGGUGCUGAUGCAGUGGUACAAGUGGAAGAUACAGAGCUCAUCAGGGAAUCAGAUGAUGGCACUGAAGAACUGGAGGUGCGAAUCCUGGUGCAGGCUCGACCAGGCCAAGAUAUCAGACCUAUAGGACAUGACAUUAAAAGAGGCGAAUGUGUGCUAGCUAAAGGAACCCACAUGGGUCCAUCUGAGAUUGGUCUCUUAGCAACUGUUGGAGUAACUGAAGUAGAAGUUAACAAGUUUCCAGUGGUUGCAGUCAUGUCAACAGGGAAUGAGCUAUUGAACCCUGAGGAUGACCUCUUGCCGGGAAAGAUUCGGGACAGUAACCGUUCAACUCUCCUAGCUACAAUCCAAGAACAUGGCUACCCAACAAUCAACUUGGGAAUUGUGGGAGAUAAGAAGCCAGAUGUUUUUAAAGAAGAAGGGACACAGAGCUUCCAGAACCCUGCGGAGACAGGCGUACCAGAUUGCCCAGAUGAUUUACUGAAUGCAUUGAAUGAGGGUAUCAGCCGUGCUGAUGUGAUCAUUACAUCAGGAGGUGUAUCUAUGGGGGAAAAGGACUAUCUUAAGCAGGUGCUGGAUAUUGAUCUUCAUGCACAGAUUCACUUUGGCAGAGUUUUUAUGAAACCAGGCUUGCCAACAACUUUUGCAACUCUGGAUAUUGAUGGUGUAAGAAAAAUAAUCUUUGCUCUCCCAGGCAACCCUGUGUCAGCCGUCGUCACCUGCAAUCUCUUUGUUGUUCCUGCAUUGAGGAAAAUGCAGGGUAUCCUGGAUCCUCGGCCUACUAUUAUCAAAGCCAGGUUAUCAUGUGAUGUAAAAUUGGACCCCCGCCCAGAAUAUCACCGGUGCAUACUGACUUGGCAUCACCAAGAACCACUACCUUGGGCACAGAGUACAGGGAAUCAGAUGAGCAGUCGUCUGAUGAGUAUGCGCAGUGCCAAUGGACUGUUGAUGCUACCUCCAAAGACAGAGCAGUAUGUGGAACUUCACAAGGGGGAGGUGGUGGAUGUCAUGGUCAUUGGAAGGCUAUGAUGUCACCAGCAAGAACGAAGCUUUGAUGCAUGUCCACAUAUCAUUGACUGUAUCCUGUAAUAUGCAACGGCACAGCUAGUUUUUCUGAUUUGGAUAAAAGUUGAUCAGUAUAGUCAACAUCUUGAAUUAUAUUUCAAAUGGAAUUUAAAUAAAUACCUUUUAAAAAAACCCUUUAAAACAGAUCUUAACAAAGAAAUUUAUUCUGAUUAUAUCAAAGCAACUUUUUCCUUUCCUUGCAAUUGCUUUGUGUGUUCAAUGCUAGUUCUAAUAGCGGUAGCUUUUCGUAGACAGCAGUAGGUGCCUGCAGAAACUUGUGUUUUUUCUCAUCUUUAAGAUACAACUACUUAAGCUCUUAAGACAAGGCUGUCUGCUUAUUUAUACUAGCGUAGACAACACUUGGAUUUCCCUUAUUAGUAUGCUUCAUAACUGCUUCACAGAGAGCUUCUGCUUGUUCUUUAUCUUGUAUCUCGUGUUGAUGUGCACAGUGCCAAAAGCAGAGUGGCUGCACUGGGAACGCGAUGAAGCCCUGAAGUUUUCACACCCCGACGCCCAUUCAGGGAACUCUCUUGUCCUGGCAGCCACCCAGCUCAGUACUCUUGGGCAGUAACUGGAUACCUUUUAUUUCAAUGAACAAAAAAAACCUGCUUCCUUAAGUGCUGACAGCCUUUUUAACCAAUACAUUAAAAAAAUGUACAGAACUAAAAACUUUAAAAAAUCAAAGACUGAUCUUGUACAGAUAUUAGUGUUACCAGCAUUCAUGUGGAAAUUAAAUGAGCAAAGAAAUAAAACUAAUGUUAAAGAACUCUGUACCAUAACAUUUUCUGUAAUGAUAUUGAAACUUAAAUGAAUAAAAAAAUCCUCAAUCAUUAUUUAAAA
Molecule: messenger RNA, 3512 nt
Organism: Pogoniulus pusillus (Red-fronted tinkerbird)
Lineage: Eukaryota; Metazoa; Chordata; Aves; Piciformes; Lybiidae
Gene: GPHN
Product: gephyrin
Exons: 28
Coding region: 45-2636 (863 amino acids)
Biological process (GO): glycine receptor clustering; Mo-molybdopterin cofactor biosynthetic process; postsynaptic neurotransmitter receptor diffusion trapping
Cellular component (GO): postsynaptic specialization; cytoplasm; dendrite
Molecular function (GO): molybdopterin molybdotransferase activity
Source: RefSeq, a predicted model, not a curated record